UUUUCCUCCACUCACCUAACCCAAACACAAUUUUUUUAUAACCCUCCGUCACCUUCCCUUCCUUUUCCUUUCAAACCCACUCCACCAAACUGAGCCUGAGAGUUCUGUUUUGAGUGCCAAGCAAUGGACACCACCCAAAACUAACCAAAUGCAGUUUCAAAACAGGUCUCUAUCAAAAUCCACAAAACUGAGAACGAAUGAGAUGCUCUCACUCCACUCUUGCACUUCCGUUAUCUCCAUAAAAGCCCUAAACUGCUCCUCGUCUCUCUGCUUCUUCCGUCGAAACCCUAGAAGUUUCUCUAGGGUUCCGGGAAUCAUCCGUUCUUGUAAAGCUCAAGAAGUUCCUUCCGUCCAGCGAACCAGUUACGCAGGAGUCCGGUUGGAGGAGAACGUAGACACCAAAUCUGGGAAGCUCAGGCUCGAUUCAUGGAUUUCUUCUCGCAUAAAUGGCAUAAGCAGAGCUCGCGUGCAGUCGAGCAUUCGAUCAGGACUGGUCAGUGUUAAUGGCCGUGUUAUCGAUAAGGUUGCUUACAUGGUCAGAGAUGGAGAUAAGGUUAAUUGCACAAUAUCCGAGUUGCAACCCUUAAGGGCUGAACCAGAAGAUAUACCUUUGAAUAUUGUUUUCGAAGAUGAGCAUGUGCUAGUUGUUAAUAAGCCUGCGCACAUGGUUGUUCAUCCAGCACCGGGCAAUGCUACUGGAACUCUCGUAAAUGGCAUUCUGCACCAUUGCAGUCUUCCCAUGGUUGCAUUACCUAACCAGGAAGUACUUUGUGAGGAAGAGGAGAUUUCUGAUGACGAGUUUAGUAGCUUUUCUCCUGAACAAAUUCAUAAUGAAGGUAUUGGUUUUGGCAUUUGCGAGGCAUCUAUACGGCCUGGAAUUGUGCAUAGAUUAGACAAAGGUACCAGUGGAUUGCUUGUUGUUGCAAAGGAUGAGCAUUCUCACUCUCAUUUAUCUGAACAAUUCAAGAAACACACUAUCCAGAGAGUAUACAUCAGUCUUACGUGUGGAUUGCCCUCACCACUUUCAGGACGUAUUGACAUUCCAAUAGGUCGUGACUUGAACAAUCGGAUCCGCAUGGUUGCUGUUCCUGGAUCUAAUACCCGUGGACAAGCCCGUCAUGCUGCUAGUAGGUACAGAGUAAGAGAAAUACUUGCUGGUGGUGGUUCUGCAUUGGUUGAGUGGAGACUAGAAACUGGGCGCACACAUCAGAUUCGUGCACAUGCGAAGUACCUUGGAAUUCCUCUAUUGGGAGAUGAAGUGUAUGGAGGGACUAAGUCCAUGGCCAUGUCACUGCUUCGGACUAGGACUCCGACCAACUUCCACAGCCAACUUACGCAACUGGUUUCUAGAUUAGAGAGACCCAGCCUCCAUGCUUUGGCUCUCGGGUUUAGGCAUCCAUGUACUGGGGAGAACAUGCACUUUUCUUGCCUGCCACCCGUAGAUUUUGCUGAGAUUUUGAGUGGGCUUCGUGAAAUCAGGACAGAAAAGGUCCAUUAGGCAAAUCUUUUUGAGACCUCACCCAGGAACUAAUUUAGUGGUUCCGAUCAUAUUAACCAUCUUUAUAAUGGAUUCUCAGCCUAACAAUCAGAAAGAGAUGUGUCUAUUGUCAUGGAUUGGAUUGGCUCUUUUCAUCUUCACCGAAGAAGUAAGAACCCAUUUGCAUGGUGUCGUCUCUAUCCACAUGGACUGAAGGAGGGGUAAAAUAUCUUCACCGAAGAAGUAAGAACCCAUUUGCAUGGUGUCGUCUCUAUCCACAUGGACUGAAGGAGGGGUAAAAUAAUUGCAAAUUUCAAUAGAGUAUGCCAUGUUAAUCUGCUAUUUGUUGUGCACAUUGCCCUUCCUUCUGGGGUGGUGAAUUGCACUCCGGUAUUGUGGCUGAUUUUUGGUAGUCCAAUGUUGUGAUUGAGGUUUCGCUCCUACUGGAUACACUCAAGACAACACAGGUGACGAGGUAAGUACACCAUUUUUUGAUUGGGACGCAUAAUUGUAAAACUGAUUUGGUUUUGUUUGGAGAGUAGUAGUGUAAAAGCAACAUUGCGGUUGUUUGCUAGGCGUACAUCUAUCAUUUGAUUCAUGUUUUUAGACGGGGGGACGAAAUUCACUGGUACCUUUGUUCAUUUCCCCAAUAAUAAUAAUAAUAAUUGCAACUAGAGAUAUACGUAGUAUUAUUAUAAUUU
Messenger RNA from Cornus florida, 2178 nucleotides. Its product is annotated as RNA pseudouridine synthase 2, chloroplastic. Gene Ontology annotation, molecular function: pseudouridine synthase activity; RNA binding. Lineage: Eukaryota; Viridiplantae; Streptophyta; Magnoliopsida; Cornales; Cornaceae. The coding region runs from base 149 to 1498 and encodes 449 amino acids. The transcript has 8 exons. The record is from RefSeq and is a predicted model, not a curated record. Gene Ontology annotation, biological process: pseudouridine synthesis.